This is a messenger RNA of Diaporthe amygdali, 861 nucleotides long. Its product is annotated as pig-p domain-containing protein. Bases 1 to 861 code for a protein of 286 amino acids. NCBI's taxonomy places the organism in Eukaryota, Fungi, Ascomycota, Sordariomycetes, Diaporthales, Diaporthaceae. The record is from RefSeq and is a predicted model, not a curated record. The transcript has a single exon.
AUGUCGCUAAGCUCAGAGGAAGAGGAGGAGGAUCCGUUUCUCUCCGACGGGGAGGAUGGCAACGAGAACGACCUUCCGAGCGACCUCGAAGACGACCUCGACGACGACGAGGACCCGUUCGGUCCCGCGCAGCCGCCCCCGACCCAGUCGCAAAUGCUCUCCUUCGGCCCGCCAUACUACGGGCGGCCGCCGACGCCCCUGCCUCCCUCGCCGUCCCUGACGUCGCUCCUGCGGCCGUCGCGCCCGACCACCCCGGACGCCAGCGACGACGAGGGCCUCAACAGCGCCGAGCCCGUGCCGCGCGCCUCGCCCAAGGUGCCCACCUACGAGUACUACGGCUUCGUGCUGUACCUGUUCUCGUCGCUCGUCUUCCUCAUCUACCUGCUGUGGUCGUACCUGCCCUCGCCCUUCCUGCACGUCCUGGGCAUCUACUACUACCCGAACCGCUGGUGGAGCCUAGCCAUCCCCUCGUUCCUCGUCAUGCUGCUGGUCUACAUCUUCGUCGCCCUCGCCCUCUACAACACCGAGUACCUGACGCUGCCGCUCAACAACCUCGAGACGAUUGUCGACGACGCGGGCAAGAUCGCCGUCGUGGACGGGAGGGGCCGCAUCGUUGUUAGUGAGGAGAGGAGGAAGAACCUCGAGCGCGAGAGGGAGAGGGAAGGCCAGCGGGGCAAGACGCAUCACCAGAGGAAGACGAGCUGGAACGGCUACCCUUUUUUCAAAGACAGGGAGGUCGACUGGAGGGAGUGCUGGAACGAGGGGACCGACGCCGUCAUGGACGUGCCAUUAGCGGGUGUGUGUGAGAUACUCUACGGCGGCACGAAAGGCAAGGACGACUACGUGUUCAAUGUUAAUUAA